AUGGGUAUUUUGCUUGUAUAUGACGUUACUGACGAAUCUUCUUUUAACACCAAUUCAAUUAUUCAACAGUUCAAUUGGACAAUUUGGCUUGCAAUGUGUUUUAAGUUCUUUUACAUGACAAUACAACUUAUUUUACUGUGUCCAGAUCAUGUGCUUCAAAUGAAUUGGAUUCGUAACAUUGAGCAGCAUGCUUCUGACAAUGUUAACAAGAUACUGGUAGGCAACAAAGCUGAUAUGGAUGAAAGCAAACGGGGCCAAUGGAGAGGUGUUGACCCUGUCGUCUUUUUUAAAGAUGACACAAUUAUUAAUAGUAUAAGGGACUUUUAUGGGAUUGAUGAGGGUUUUCCAUUCAAUGGCCACCUUAUUACACGAAACAGUGAUACCAGUCACGUGAAAAGAAUUUACUAUGUCUCCAAGUUUGUCAAGGAUAUUCUUGAGUUGAACUUUUCAGCUGGGCAGCAACUGAAAAUAACCUCAGUUGGCAUGAAGAUGUUUGAAAGACAAACAGCACGAGAAGGUACCGAUGCACCAUGUGCUUUCAGGAUAUCAUCUAAAGGAUUGCCCCUUAUUCUCCCAUACAUAACAAAGCAAAUUAUACAGGCUUCUCCCGUGGACUUCAAGCAUCUUCUGCAAGACAAAGAUGUAAAAUUUACAGAUUUUGCUGAUGCCGAGUUUGGUAAAAAGGCAGAAAAUCUAUUGCCAGGCUGUUGCGUGAUAGUUCUGGGUAAAGAGAACACAGUUACUAAAGAGUCCCUCAAAGUUGAUGAGUCAACAAUAGCCAUCGGAUGCUGGAGGGGUAGGGCAAGGUUGUCAGUGAUGGUUACUGCAAUGGACUGCCAAGAAUUGCUUGAAAGGCUUUUAAUACGUCUAGACACAGAAAAGGGCUCUUCUGGGCAUGUCGGAGGUGAAGCCUGUACAGAAGUUGAACAAUAAAGACCAUGAUGUUAAAGCUACUGACAGUUAGAGGACUCCUCAACUGAUAUUUAAUACUCUGUUGUAACAGAUAUUUAUUCACUCAUGAAAUGAUGAUUUUUUCCUUCACUCAUGAACUUUCAAUUAUAAGUUUUUGUUAUUAGUUUCUUAGACCUUGGUUCAUUUUUGUACUAGUACUCAUAAUCUAAAGCUUGAAAAGUUUGCCUAAAUUGUUUGAGAAACACUCUACAGUUGAGAGGUUCAGCAUGAAA
Molecule: messenger RNA, 1184 nt
Organism: Lathyrus oleraceus (garden pea)
Lineage: Eukaryota; Viridiplantae; Streptophyta; Magnoliopsida; Fabales; Fabaceae
Product: multisite-specific tRNA:(cytosine-C(5))-methyltransferase trm4b
Exons: 6
Coding region: 1-933 (310 amino acids)
Biological process (GO): RNA methylation
Molecular function (GO): RNA methyltransferase activity
Source: RefSeq, a predicted model, not a curated record